UCUCUUGGCGGGCGGAAGCAGCUAAACCCGCAGGAUCCAAAAGGCUCAGAGGGACCCUCCCCACUCGCCGCUUCGCCAGCGACCUUAGGUGGGCAUUUUUGUCCCGGUGCCUGGCCGUGCUCUGUCCCGCUCUCCGCUCCUCAGGUUUAUUUUUUUGUAAUUUUGGGUAAAAUUCCCGAAGAACUAUGAAAGAUUAUGAUGAACUUCUCCAGUACUAUGAAUUAUAUGAAACUAUUGGGACAGGUGGCUUUGCAAAGGUCAAACUUGCCCGCCAUAUCCUCACUGGAGAAAUGGUAGCUAUAAAAAUCAUGGAUAAAAAUGCACUAGGGAGUGAUUUGCCCCGGAUCAAAACAGAGAUUGAUGCCCUGAAGAACCUGAGACAUCAGCACAUAUGUCAGCUCUACCAUGUGUUAGAGACCGCCAACAAAAUAUUCAUAGUUCUUGAGUAUUGCCCUGGAGGAGAGCUGUUCGACUACAUAAUUUCCCAGGACCGCCUGUCGGAGGAGGAGACCCGGGUCGUCUUCCGUCAGAUCGUCUCUGCAGUGGCUUAUGUGCACAGCCAGGGCUAUGCUCACAGGGACCUCAAACCAGAAAAUUUGUUGUUUGAUGAAUAUCAUAAAGUAAAGCUGAUUGACUUUGGUCUCUGUGGGAAACCCAAGGGUAACAAGGAUUACCAUCUACAGACAUGCUGUGGGAGUCUUGCUUAUGCAGCGCCCGAAUUAAUACAAGGCAAAUCAUAUCUGGGAUCAGAGGCAGAUGUUUGGAGCAUGGGCAUUCUCUUAUAUGUGCUUAUGUGUGGCUUCCUACCAUUUGAUGACGAUAAUGUCAUGGUUUUGUACAAGAAGAUCACGAGAGGUAAAUACGAGGUUCCUAAGUGGCUCUCUCCCAGCAGCAUUCUGCUUCUUCAACAGAUGCUACAGGUGGACCCAAAGAAACGGAUUUCUGUGAAAAACCUAUUGAACCAUCCCUGGGUCAUGCAAGAUUACAACUGUCCUGUUGAGUGGCAAAGCAAGAAUCCUCUUAUUCACCUUGAUGAAGAUUGUGUAACGGAACUUUCUGUGCAUCACAGAAAGAACAGGCAAACAAUGGAGGAUGUGAUUUCAUUGUGGCAGUACGAUCAUCUGACAGCUACCUAUCUUCUGCUUCUAGCCAAGAAGGUUCGGGGAAAGCCAGUGCGUUUAAGGCUUCCUCCUCUUCCCUGCGGACAGGCCAGUGGCGCCCUGCUCACAGACGCCAAGUCAAAGAACCUGAGUCUAGAAGAUGUGACCACAAGUGAUGGAAAUUUUGUGGCUGGAUUAAUAGACUAUGAAUGGUGUGAAGACAAUUUAACAACAGGUGUGGCUACUCCGCAAACUCCACAGUUUGCCAAGCAUCGGACAGAAUCAAAUGGUCUGGAAUCUAAAUCAUUAACUCCAGGUUUAUGCAGAGCAUCUGCCAAUAAAUUAAAGAACAAAGAGAAUAUAUAUACUCCUAAGUCCUCUGUAAAGGAUGAAGAGUGCUUUGUACUUCCAGAGCCAAAGACUCCGAUUAAUAACAACCAGCAUAAAAGAGAAAUACUCACUACACCAAAUCAUUACACUACACCCUCUAAAGUCAAAAACCAGUGCCUGAGGGCAACCCCAGUCAAAAUGCCAGUAAAUUCUGCAGGAACCGGUGUCAUUAGCCCUGAGAGGCGGUGUCGCUCAGUGGAACUGGAUAUCAACCAAGUGCAUGUAGAGGAUACUCCAAAAAGAAAAGGGACCAAGGUGUUUGGCAGCCUUGAAAGGGGGCUGGAUAAGGUUAUCACUGUGCUUAGCAGGAGCAAAAGGAAGGGCUCCGCCAAAGGAGGGCCGAGAAGGCUAAAGCUUCACUAUAAUGUGACUACAACCAAAUUAGUGAAUCCAGAUCAACUCUUGAAUGAAAUAAUGUCUGUUCUUCCAAAGAAGCACGUGGACUUUGUGCAGAAGGGCUAUACACUGAAGUGUCAAACACAGUCAGAUUUUGGCAAAGUGACAAUGCAGUUUGAACUGGAAGUAUGCCAACUUCAAAAACCCGAUGUGGUGGGUAUCAGGAGGCAGCGGCUAAAGGGGGAUGCCUGGGUUUACAAGAGAUUAGUGGAAGACAUCCUGUCUAGCUGCAAGGUGUGACCGGUGGGCGGUGUCCAUGCUGCUGGGUGGGUGUGGGUGUCACACAGAGACUGGGUGGUUGGUUCCAUUUUCAGAGUCCACUGGAACGGCAAGCUCGUUUCUGAAGAGCCGUCUUAAAGACCGAUGUAUUUUUGUUUUGAAACAAAAGAUACUAUUUUGCAGACGAAUCUAAGGCCAGCCCAUCUGUCAUUAUCUGUUCUGUCUUUUUUAAUCAUAUGGCUCUGUAUAUUAAUAACUGUUGACUUUACGAGAUUCACUUCCAUGUGAUGUAGGCUUUUAACUACGUCUCCUUUUAAUGUGUAAUUUCUUUCUGAAAUAAAACCAUUUGU
Molecule: messenger RNA, 2455 nt
Organism: Artibeus jamaicensis (Jamaican fruit-eating bat)
Lineage: Eukaryota; Metazoa; Chordata; Mammalia; Chiroptera; Phyllostomidae
Gene: MELK
Product: maternal embryonic leucine zipper kinase
Exons: 18
Coding region: 186-2126 (646 amino acids)
Biological process (GO): microtubule cytoskeleton organization; protein phosphorylation; intracellular signal transduction
Cellular component (GO): cytoplasm
Molecular function (GO): protein serine/threonine kinase activity; ATP binding; tau-protein kinase activity
Source: RefSeq, a predicted model, not a curated record